Molecule: messenger RNA, 1582 nt
Organism: Tarenaya hassleriana
Lineage: Eukaryota; Viridiplantae; Streptophyta; Magnoliopsida; Brassicales; Cleomaceae
Product: putative lipase YDL109C
Exons: 11
Coding region: 313-1380 (355 amino acids)
Source: RefSeq, a predicted model, not a curated record
UUCUGGAGAAAGAGAGUUUCCGUCGAACGCCAUUAAUAAUUCCCUUAACGUGUUCCUGAUUUUUCCCCCUUCGCUCUGUUCAUCGCUUCCUUCGCUUGCAAGUCUGUGUCAUCGUGCUGUAUUCAUUUACACUUCUCAGUUCCUACACUCCCUCUCUCCUUCGCCAUUGUUUUCCCCCUCGAUUUUCCACCGACCCUAACACCUCCCCCGAUUCCGAUCAUCAUCUCUCGCUCAAUCCCCAAAUCGGGUUUUCGAAUCGGUUCUACUGCUGAAAUCGCAUCGGGUUUGCGGAGGUUCGUUGGGGAACUUUCCAUGGAGAAGCACGAGAACGGCGUUUGCUCGGCGGAGGCUGUGGAUGGGAGCCGUGAUGUGUGGAGUUGCAAGGAUUCGGAUUCUUCUUCCGCCGAUCACCUCGUUGUUAUGGUCCAUGGAAUCUUAGGGAGUACGGAUGAUUGGAAGUUUGGAGCUGAGCAAUUCGUCAGAAGGCUCCCUGAUAAAGUAUUUGUUCACUGUAGUGAACGGAACACAUCUAAGCUUACUCUAGAUGGAGUGGAUGUAAUGGGCGAGCGUCUGGCAAACGAGGUACUUGAAGUAAUUCAGAGAAGACCUAAUACCCGCAAGAUCUCCUUUGUGGCACAUUCCUUGGGAGGGCUUGCAGCAAGGUAUGCAAUUGGGAGAUUAUACAGACCAGCUACGCAUGAAGAUGGGAUGGGUUCAUCGGCGAAUGUUGGCGAAGAGACUCCAAAUGGGACGAUAUGCGGCCUGGAGGCUAUGAACUUCAUCACUGUAGCUACACCUCAUUUGGGUUCUAGGGGUAAUAAGCAGGUUCCGUUUCUCUUUGGUGUUACUUCCAUUGAGAAAGUAGCAGGUCUUGUUAUCCACUGGAUAUUCAAAAGAACAGGCCGACACCUUUUCCUAAAAGAUGAAGAAGAGGGAAAGCCACCAUUGCUUAGACGCAUGGUGGAAGAUUCUGAUGAUUGUUAUUUCAUAUCUGCGUUGGGUGCCUUCAAAAGGAGGGUUCUUUACUCAAAUGUGGGCUAUGAUCACAUUGUUGGCUGGAGAACAUCAUCUGUCAGGCGUGACGAUGAACUACCAAAGUGGGAGGAUUCUCUUAACGAGAAGUACCCUCAUAUUGUUCAUGAAGAACAUUGCAAACCAUGUGAUGCAGAGAAUAGCUCAGAAGGCGAGGAUAAUUCAGCUGACACAGAAGAGGAGAUGAUCAGAGGCCUCUCGUCCGUUUCAUGGGAGAAAGUCGAUGUUAGCUUCCACAGUAGCAGGCAGAGGUUUGCUGCCCAUAGUGUUAUACAGGUUAAAAACGAAAUAUUGCAUAUAGAAGGAGCGGACGUCAUACAACAUAUGAUUGAUCAUUUCCUCACUUGAAACUUUGUUAGAGCAAGAGACAGUCCACUGAGACCAAUCAACCACACCGGAGGAAAGUUUUUGUUACAAAUUCAUAUUGUAUCAUGUAUGUAUGUAUGUACGUAAUGUACUGUACAACGAGAUGUAAUCAAAUUGAAAAAUGCCACUUACCAAAUCGAAAGCGUUACACGUUUUAUCAAAUAAUAAAAAUGCUCUUGUCCCU